Selaginella moellendorffii is the source of this 4151-nucleotide messenger RNA. Its product is annotated as 5-oxoprolinase. Gene Ontology annotation, biological process: glutathione metabolic process. The record is from RefSeq and is a predicted model, not a curated record. Lineage: Eukaryota; Viridiplantae; Streptophyta; Lycopodiopsida; Selaginellales; Selaginellaceae. Gene Ontology annotation, molecular function: 5-oxoprolinase (ATP-hydrolyzing) activity. Gene Ontology annotation, cellular component: cytosol. The transcript is spliced from 4 exons. Bases 125 to 3979 code for a protein of 1284 amino acids.
CAGUGUCAUAUGCAUCUCUCGUAUCGCUAGGUGUAAGCUUGGAUUCUCUCCUCGUUGCGGGAACCCUCCUUGUGGCGCCGAGGAUUGAUGCCAAUCGACCCAGGUAACUGUGAUCGCAUUUGAGAUGGACCAAGAUCCCAGCGAAAGAAACGCCACUCUCCUCGAAAACCGGAGCUCGAGACACUUCCGGUUUUGCAUUGACAGGGGUGGAACUUUCACCGACGUCUACGCGGAAGUUCCGGGUGAGUGUGGUUUCAAGGCGAUAAAGCUCCUCUCGGUGGAUCCGGGCAACUAUGACGAUGCUCCCAGGGAAGGAAUCCGGAGAAUUCUCGAGGAGUUCACAGGAAAAAAGAUCCCCAGGUCGGAGAAAAUUCCCACCGAGAACAUCGACUGGAUCCGCAUGGGAACGACAGUGGCUACAAACGCUUUGCUCGAGAGGAAGGGAGAAAGAACUGCGCUGUGUGUCACCAAAGGCUUUCGAGAUCUCCUCCGGAUUGGAAACCAAGCACGGCCGAGUAUUUUCGAUCUCACGGCCUCCAAGCCGUCACCUUUGUAUGAAGAAGUGGUGGAAGCCGAGGAGCGAGUGAGGCUGGCGCUGGAAAACGAUGCUCUAGCCGACGAGAAAGUGGAAGUCGUGCAAGGGAUCUCCGGAGAGCUCGUGGAGAUUUUCAGGCCUCUGGAUCUGGAAGCUCUGAGGCCAUCGCUGGAGGGGCUGCUCGAGCAAGGGAUCCAGAGCUUGGCGGUGGUGUUUCUACACUCCUAUAUCUUCCCAAGGCACGAGCAGCAAGUGGAGAAGCUGGCCAAGUCGAUGGGUUUCAAGCAAGUUUCGCUGUCCUCGGCAUUGGUUCCAAUGGUUCGUGCUGUUCCUCGAGGCCACACUGCGACAGUGGACGCGUACCUCACUCCCGUGAUCAAGGACUACUUGGCUGGAUUCCUCUCCGGUUUUGACGAUGGUCUCGACAAAGUUAUCGUCUCGUUCAUGCAGUCCGAUGGAGGACUCACUCCGGAGAGCCGGUUCUCGGGGCACAAGGCCAUCCUCUCGGGCCCGGCUGGAGGAGUGGUCGGCUACGCGAAAACUACUUUCGGACUGGAGACUCACCGGCCCUUGAUCGGCUUCGACAUGGGAGGAACUUCCACGGACGUGAGCCGAUAUGCCGGACACUACGAGCAAGUUUUGGAGACACAGACCGCCGGAGUGAUCAUCCAAGCUCCACAGUUGGAUAUCAACACCGUGGCUGCCGGAGGCGGCUCCAAGCUCAAGUUCCAAGUUGGUGUUUUCAAGGUUGGCCCCGAGUCCGUUGGAGCUCAUCCGGGACCUGUGUGCUACAGGAAAGGUGGCCAACUUUCGGUCACGGACGCCAACUUGGUGCUCGGCCGGGUGAUCCCGGACUACUUUCCAUCCAUCUUUGGGCCUCGCGAGGACGAGCCGCUCGAUCUGGAAGCCGCAAAGGUGGCUUUCAAAACUUUGGCGGACGAGGUGAACGAGUACCGGCGGCAAGCGGACGAGAGCUCGGUGGAGAUGAGCAUCGAGCAGGUGGCGCUGGGAUUUCUCGACGUAGCGAACGAAGCGAUGUGUCGGCCGAUCCGCCAGCUUACGGAGAUGAAAGGAUACGAGACGAGCCAGCACGCGUUGGCUUGCUUUGGAGGAGCGGGGCCGCAGCACGCUUGCGCCAUCGCCAAAGCUCUGGGAAUACGUGAGGUUGUGGUGCACAGGUACUGCGGGAUCUUGAGUGCCUAUGGCAUGGGACUUGCGGACGUUGUGGAAGACGCACAGGAGCCUUACGCUGCUACUUACGGACUGGAAGUCAUGGCCGAGGUGUCCAAACGAGCUCGAGCUUUAGCUCAGCACGUAACUCGGGAGCUCAAGGCUCAAAACUUUCGCGACCAGGAUAUCUCCACCGACUUGUUCCUCAACUUGCGAUACGAAGGCACCGACACGACCAUCAUGAUCGCCGAGCCCGAGGACGGGGACUUUGGAAAGGCCUUCGUCCGCGAGUUUCGUCGGGAGUAUGGAUUCGAGCUGCUCAACCGGAAGAUCCUCAUCAGCGACGUAAGAGUUCGCGGUACCGGGAUGAGCAACAUUUUGAAGCCUUUGCUUCUGGACAAAGCUGACAGUGGCGAUCCUCUAGCGGAGGAUAGGAAGCACAGAGUUUACUUUGGAACCGGCUGGCACGACACUCGAGUAUACUUGCUAGAGAAGCUUGGCUAUGGUCACGAGCUGCCAGGGCCUUGCAUCGUCAUGAAUGGGAACAGCACCAUCGUCGUGGAGCCGAACAGCAAAGCCUUCAUCACAAAGCAUGGAAAUAUCAAGAUAGAGGUCGGGACGAGCGCAGCAAGCUCUGAUGAUCAUCCAUCACCCAAGGUUGAUACGAAGCUCGACGUGAUCCAGCUCUCCAUCUUCAACAACAGGUUCAUGGGAAUCGCCGAGCAGAUGGGAAGAACACUCCAGCGAACUUCCAUCUCCACAAACAUCAAGGAGAGGCUGGAUUUCUCAUGCGCUCUCUUCAGUCCAACGGGGGGCCUGGUUGCAAACGCUCCACACGUACCCGUGCACCUGGGAGCCAUGUCCAGCACGGUACAAUGGCAGCUCGAGUUCUGGCGUGACAACUUGCGAGAAGGCGACGUGCUCGUCACAAACCAUCCAGCCGCCGGUGGAAGCCAUCUUCCAGACAUUACCGUCGUCACCCCGGUUUUCCGAGAUGGCAAGAUCAUCUUCUUCGUCGCCAGCCGCGGACACCACGCAGAGAUCGGUGGGAUCACCCCCGGAAGCAUGCCACCUUUCUCGAAGACGAUCCGGGAGGAGGGAGCGGCGAUCAAAGCGUUCAAGCUGGUGGAAGGAGGCGUGUUUCAGGAAGAUGGCAUUGUCAAGAUCCUCAAGGCGAAGACUCUCGACGACGGAGAAACGGAUACUAUCAUCCCCGGGACGAGAAAACUCGAGGACAACCUCUCCGACUUGCGAGCACAGGUUGCGGCAAACCAACGAGGAAUCGGGCUCAUAGCCGAGCUUAUCGACGAGUAUGGACUGGAAGUUGUGCAAGCGUACAUGGGACACGUCCAGGCCAACGCCGAGGCCGCGGUGCGCGAGAUGCUAAAGUCCGUGGCGGCGAAACACUCACACAAGCGAAGAGAGGAUCACGAUCACUCGCUGGUGGUGCUCGAGGCCGAGGACUACAUGGACGACGGCUCCACGAUCAAGCUGGAGCUCACCAUCGACUCCAAGCUCGGCCAAGCACGCUUCGACUUCGCUGGAACCAGUCCGGAAGUUUAUGGAAACUGGAACGCUCCCGAGGCCGUGACCGCCGCCGCGGUGAUCUACUGCCUGCGCUGCCUGGUGGACGUGGACAUUCCCUUGAACCAGGGGUGUCUAGCUCCGGUCUCCAUCGCCAUCCCGAAAGGAUCGUUUCUAUCGCCCAGUGACAAGGCCGCGGUGGUGGGAGGCAACGUUUUGACGUCGCAGAGGGUGACGGACGUGGUUCUCUCGGCCUUCGAGGCGUGUGCGUGCUCGCAAGGAUGCAUGAACAACCUCACGUUUGGAGACGAGAGCUUUGGAUACUACGAGACGAUCGCGGGUGGAAGUGGAGCCGGGCCGGGUUGGAGUGGAAGCAGCGGCGUCCAGUGUCAUAUGACCAACACCAGGAUGACCGACGCCGAGAUUUUCGAGCAGCGGUAUCCGGUGCUGCUGCGGGGAUUUGGAUUGAGGGAGGGGAGUGGAGGUAGUGGAGAGUUUCGGGGUGGCGAUGGAGUGGUGCGUGAGAUCGAGUUCCGGAGGGGCGUGACGGUGAGUGUUUUGUCCGAGAGGAGAGUGCAUGCUCCGCGGGGGUUGUGCGGCGGAGGGAAUGGAGCUCGCGGGGUGAACUUGGUGCUGAGGAAGGAUGGGAGGUGUGUCAACCUUGGAGGGAAGAACACUGUGCGUGUGGAGGCUGGGGAGGUGCUGAGGAUUCUCACGCCUGGAGGUGGUGGCUAUGGUGGAGCUCCAUAGAGAGCUAUUUUUUGCAAAGCCACCGUUCGCAAUCUCUCGCUGGACGUGCUUGCUCUCCACAAACUGUUGGAACUUUUGAGACGAUCUCUAGAUAACUGGUAAGCAUAUCCUGCGUUUUGUUUGUCUGGUUGGUGGUGUAGCUGAAAUAAAAAGGAUGAGAAAGUUGGCUCUA